This is a messenger RNA of Betta splendens (Siamese fighting fish), 1964 nucleotides long. It is a transcript of the gene leng1, whose product is annotated as leukocyte receptor cluster (LRC) member 1. The record is from RefSeq and is a predicted model, not a curated record. The transcript is spliced from 5 exons. Bases 250 to 1080 code for a protein of 276 amino acids. Lineage: Eukaryota; Metazoa; Chordata; Actinopteri; Anabantiformes; Osphronemidae.
ACGAGCCUCUGUGUUAUGUUUAUGUUAAACUGUUGAAAUCAUGGUUUGUUGCGAGGGAGUAAAUUAAAUAUGUAUUUGUCAGGUAGUGCAUUUUGACUAACGUUAGCUCAAAUACUAAAGCAAAUCCUGCUACAUUUGACAGCGACAGUAACUGUAGAUUCUACGUCGGUGCUCAGUCCCACUUCAGGCGACGCUAGCGUUGUGUGCUAGCCGACUGCUGCUAACGGUAACGUCAACAAGGCAACAGCCAUGAAUAUCCUACCAAAAAAGAGCUGGCACGUGCGCAACAAGGACAACGUUGCGCGAGUGCGGCGGGACGAGGCUCAAGCGGCAGAGGAGGAGCGCGAGGCCAAGCGUCGCGUGGAGCGAGCCGAGCAGGAGGCACGUACGGAGUAUCUGAGAAGAAAAGCCCGAGCUGGUCAGUCUGCAGAUGGGAUAAAGGAGGGAGAGGAUGAUGAAGAGCAGGGUGGAGGGAGUGGAGCCCUGGAGCAUCUCAACCUGUUUCCGCUGGAGGAGUCAUCAGAAAAGAAGGGGAACGAGGAAUAUCUCAAAGAAAAGAAAGAGGAGAAGGAGAAGCAGGAGCGAGCCAUCGGCUUACUGGUGUCUCUUGGACCCCAGCCAGGGUCUGAGGUCACUCCGUGGUACCUGAAAACCAGUAAGGAUAAAGAGGAAAUGAAAGAAAAGGCAAAGAAAACAGGCAUAAGUGACGAGGAGAAAGAGAAGAAGGACCGUAGGUUGAAGGAUAGUUUGGAUCCUUUGAAAGACAUGAAGAAAGCACUAGCUGUGAAGGACAGAAAAGAACACAAGAGCAAGAAAAAGGAAAAGCAAGACAAAGGGGAAAAGACAAAUAGUGGAGAGAGCUCCAUCGAAAGGCUUCGUGCCGAACGUUUGCAGAGGGAGGCGGAGGAGAGGAGGAGAGCCCAGGCUCUGCUUGCCCAGAGGAGUGGCAAAGGCAAGAGGCCAGAGUGUGAGCUGAACGACAGGGAGCGGCCGUACAACACGGCCUUUUUCCCAGAACUUGCCAGGAAGCGACAAAGGAGGGAUCGAGACAGUUGGAGAGAUGAGAUAUUAAAAUCAUGAACUCCUUGUAGUAAUUUUAGAAGACUGGUCUGUGACAGGUUUGUCUGUUUCUAAACGAAUCACAUUAAAAACACCAAGCGGAAAAAGGUGACACAUUUCAGUGGGUCAGAGGUCAGAUCAACUACAUCUACGUCGGUCUCUGUGCUGUCAACAAACACACCAUCAGGUCUGAUGCUUGUUCUUACAGCGGGUUGGAGACCAGACUUUGAACCGACGAAAGACUAAAUAAAAUAAAAAGAAAAUCGGGAAAGAAGAACGAGAGAUACAGUUUUCCUAAAUCAGUCAUUUACAGUACAUAUCCGCUCUCAAAUGAGACAGAUUUAAACUUCUUUGGUUGCUUCUUAAAUGUGACAGUUUUCAGCUGUUCAGCUUUUUGGGGUUUUGAUGUUGAUAGAAUAAAACAAACUUACUGAAGGUAUUAAAAUGUGAGAAAAGUUUGCUUUUCCUUCUGGUUGUGAGAAAAUGAGCGUCAGAUUCACCAGCCGCAGGAAAGACUCAAUACUACAGUACCAGCUGUAAGGUUGUUGUAAUAUUGUUUUAUUUAAUUAUUUAAAUGCCCUUAUUGAUUAUGGCUGCACAAUCUCUGCAUACCAUGUUUUGAAAUAUAACUUUCUACAUUUUGAGCUCCUUUACUGCCUGAUGAGGAGUUAUAUUCCAGCGUCAGCGGCAAACGUGUUUUUUAUUGGGUUACUUUCUAAAAACAGUGUGUUAUUAGGUUGUGUUUGUUUUAGUGAUUUAGUAGCUCAUGUAAUGUAAAAAAGUAAUAUUUUGUGAUGAUUUAGAUGAAAGCUGUCUUUAUCAUAAUUUACCGCUGCAAGUCGGCUCCAUGUUUGUGUCUCACAGUCACAAAUAUUUAAAAUAAAAAUAGCGCCUAUCUCAUUAAA